Molecule: messenger RNA, 864 nt
Organism: Striga asiatica
Lineage: Eukaryota; Viridiplantae; Streptophyta; Magnoliopsida; Lamiales; Orobanchaceae
Source: the annotation of a GenBank genome assembly
UUGACACUCACCCCUCUCCACCUAACCCCAACCACACCUCCAUCCUCCUGCCCGGCCUGCGACCUCGGGCCCUCCGGCCCGGCCAUCUACUCAUGCGCCCCGUGCAACUUUUUCCUCCACGAAAAAUGCCUCGACUUCCCUCCCAACAUCACUCACCCUUUCCACAACCAACACGUCUUCACCCUCCUUCCCAGGCCCGCCUACCCCGACGCCCUCUUCAACUGCGACGCCUGCGGCCUUACGGGCCGGGCCUUCUGCUACCACUGCAAGACCUGCGGGCUCGACCUCCACCCGACCUGCGCAUCAAUGCCGCUUUCCCUCGCGCACGCGCGCCACCCGCACGAGCUCAGGCUCGCUUUCGAGUCGCCCUAUGGUGAGUUUUCCGGCUUCUGCUGCGAUAUAUGCAAGGGCCCGGGCGGGCCGGGCCGCUGGCUCUACAGGUGCGGCCCGUGCGGGUUCGACGCCCAUUUGAAGUGUGCGGGGGUGAAUAAUAAUGCGGUUGGUGUUCCGGCUGCCGUGGGCCCCACGGUGGGGUUUGGGCUCAACAGCAGCAGGCAGAAUAAUGAGAUGCUCGUUCAGGCGAUUCAGCAGAGGGUGAGCAGAAAUAACGCGAUGGUUCAGGCAAUAUUGGCGGGAAGGGCUGGAGGAGGCUAUGGUGGGCGUUAUGGAGGUGCUAAUAAUAAUAAUAAUAAUAAUAAUGAGGGGUUACAGCAGCUGAUGCAAAUGAUGUCGGGAGGUAAUUAUAAUAACGGUGUUUUGGGUGGAGUUGGGAGUGGUGGAGGGUUUGAUUGGCAGUCUUUGUUGGGCGGCGGUGGUGGUGGACUUAACUUUCUUGGUGGAGCAUUUGGAGGGUUUGGGUUCUGA